CUUUGCUUUUGCUGAGCUCAAAUUUCCAAGUGGGGAAAUUUCGGGGCACUCGGUUUCUUAAUUCUCAAGUUACCGUGUUUUUGCUUUUCAUUCAAUUAUUUUUAUGUUGAGUUUUCACGCCGUAAACUUUUAACACAUUUUGAGGCGGUCGCAAUAUACAAGGGCUGGAAAGUUAAGUUGGAAUAACAAUCCCUUUCCUCUCGGAGCUUAACAAUAUUGGCUUGUUUGGAAUUGGUCAGUUUGCAUUGUGUAUGACCUGAGUUGAGUCCCUGUGCUGCAGCGAUGGCGAGUUUAGCUGCUGCCCUUGUAUUGAGCUGCUGGCUGCAGUCAGUCAGUGGUGGACUGACCGAUGCUGAAGUCUCCCCGCAGCCCCAGCCCCAGUGCUCCCAGCGCUGCGAUGUGUCCAAGUGUCCCAGCCCCAGCUGUCUGAAUGGCUAUGUGCACGACGCCUGUCACUGCUGCCUGGUGUGCGCGGCCGGGGAGGGACAGAGCUGCGGGCUCCCGGGAGAUGUCGGCUGCGGGGACGGCAUGCAAUGCAAGUCUGUCCUCGGCAAGCGCCUGGCCAGGGGACCGGGCAUCUGCCGCUGCAAAUCCAGCAACAAAGUGUGCGGCAGCGACGCCACCACUCAUGACAACGUGUGCAAGCUCAAGUUGGUCAGCAGGAGAGCCCUGCAGCUCAGGCUGCCGCCCGUCGUUCAAGUUCACAAGGGCGCCUGUAAACCAGGUCAUUCACAUCCAAACAGCCCGCGAUAUAAAUUUAAUUUUAUAGCUGAUGUGGUGGAGAAAAUUGCUCCUGCAGUUGUUCACAUAGAGCUAUUUUUGAGGCAUCCUCUAUUGAGAAGAAAUGUCCCAUUGUCUAGUGGCUCUGGCUUUAUAAUAUCAGAUAGCGGGCUAAUUGUGACGAAUGCUCAUGUUGUAGUGUCCAGCAACACUAUAAUGUCAGGUCAGCAACAGUUAAAGGUGCAAGUUCAUGAUGGGAAAAACUAUGAAGCAACAAUAAAAGAUAUUGACAAGAAAUCAGACAUAGCAACAAUAAAGAUUAAUCCUAAGAAAAAGCUACCAGUACUAUCACUAGGUCAGUCUGUCGACCUCAGGCCAGGAGAAUUUGUAGUUGCUAUUGGGAGCCCUUUUGCGUUGCAAAAUACUGUAACAACUGGAAUUGUCAGCUCUGCUCAACGGGAUGGACGAGAGCUGGGUCUCAGAGAUUCAGAUAUGGACUACAUUCAGACAGAUGCCAUCAUCAAUUAUGGAAACUCUGGAGGACCUUUGGUGAACUUGGACGGGGAGGUUAUAGGAAUAAAUACACUGAAAGUCACCGCAGGCAUUUCCUUUGCAAUUCCAUCAGAUCGCAUUGCAAUAUUUCUUACUGACUCUCGCGAUAAACACACCAAAGAUGUUACAGGUAUGAAAAAGCGUUUCAUUGGAGUGAGGAUGCUGACCAUAACUCCUGCCCUAAUCGAAGAACUGAAACAACAAAACCCUGAUUUUCCUGAUAUAAAUGCUGGCAUUUAUGUACACGAAGUGAUUCCGGAUUCACCAGCGUUCAGGGGCGGAAUCCAGGAUGGAGAUGUUAUUGUCAAAGUAAAUGGAGUUCCCUUAAAGACAACCAAUGAUUUGCAAGAAGCUGUGAAGAAGGAGUUCCCUCUGCUGCUUGAAGUCCGCCGGGGAAACGAUGACAUACUUUUUAACAUUGAACCUGAUUUAGUUAACAACUGAAAUGUAGCCAUCAUAAUUAACCCUUUCCAGCCUGGGAUAUUCCCCAUUGCUGUUUUCCCCUUUUAAGGACCAAUCAAGCUGCUGGAACAGAUGGCACAGUGGAGUAAGGUAGUUGUUUGUAAUGUUGCUGGUCACCUUUUAGGUGAUACCCCCCCCUUCCCACAUUACAUCCCACUUGUGAGCCCCUGUUAAAAGCCUUUUUUCUUCCCUUUGCCCCACUGCCCAUCCCAUGUUGAAAUCUUUAGCACUUACAACUGAUAAAUGCUAUUGAUCUCUGCCUUUGGAGGAUGUAAUUUUAUUUCACACUUAUUUGAAUUGAGACAUGGGAACUUUUUAAUCCCAGAGGUUAAAAGGGCUGAUUUGGAUUGGGUGGGAGGUUGAGGAAUUAAAGUAUAAUUUCAUGUCAUCCUGUCCCCUUCUAGUUUUGACAGAGGUGAGAUGAGGGAGGGCCCAACUCUCAGGAGGAAGGUUUACAAUUUAACCAUAAUGAAGCUGGCAGCUUCAUACCAAUCCACAAUUCUCUGACAGGCUGGAAUUUCCAGUGUUGAGAAAUCCAGCAACUCAAGAAAGGGGUUCCAGGAGGUCAGUAUCUUGCUGCUUAGCUACUAGAUCCUGCAUUCCUGCCUUAUCAACUCACUGUAAUCUAACAUUUUGCUCCUCUGACCCUUCUGAUGUCUCCCCCAGACCACCUCCAAAAAAGCUUUUGACUCAGCCUACCCCAUUCCCUGAGAUUUGAAAUCUGACAACUCUGAUCCCACUCCAGCCUGCACUUUCAUAGAUUUCUGAUCCCUUCAGCCAGCCUGUACCACUUCUCAUAGAAUCCCUACAGUGUGGAAACAAGCCCCUUUGGCCAAGCAAAUCCCCACCAACGCUCUGAAGAAUAUCCCAUCCAGACCCAUUCCCCUAUUACUCUAUAUUUACCCCUGACUAAUGCACCUAACCUAUACAUCCCUGGACACUAUGGGCAAUUUAGCCCAUAGUGUCCAGGGAUGUAUACCUACGCAGACAUGGGGAGAAUGUACAAACUCCAUACAUUUAGCCGUCCAAAGCUGGAAUUGAACUUGAGUCCCUGGUGCUGUGAGGCAGCAGUGCUAACCACUGACCCACCAUGAUACCCAUUUCUCCCAGACUGUCCUGUCUCUAUUCUAUCCUAUAGCCUGGUGCUUAAGGUCCUACCGGCUCUUAAAAUCUGGAAAUAUUCAGGAGCUGUGUGUGUGGAGUUAAACCCAGCUAAUGUUUCAGAUUGAGAGCUUUCGUGAGAGGUUAAAGGCUGUUGAUAUGAGACAAUAACUCUGGUUCUCGCUUCAGAUGCAGCUGAUUUGCUAAGUAUUUCCAGCAUUUUUACUACUUUGAAAAAUUUCUAGUUCCUAGCAUCCUUAGAGCCUCUUAACCCAUCAAGCUGCAGUCAGGAAAUGUCAAGGAAAAAAGUUAAUAAGAUCCUUUGGUCAAAUUUGGCAGUGCCUGAGGGAAAGCUCUUCUUUCCAAGUUUUCCAGUCUCAAUUCCCCUACUCACUCCUCACUUUUUGGAGGAACAAUGAACACUUUUUAGGUUAAAUGUUCAGGACAAGUUUUUUUUGUUAUUUAGUGCAGUAGUCCUGCUUUUGCAUAUCAGAUUUUUUUUCUGUAGAACUGCAUCAGGCUUGUUCAAUAUUUAUUGCUGAAAUUGGGAUGGAGGGAACUUGAAACAAGAGCAGUCAUCAGCCCUCUUUCAGGUCACCCUGUCUCUAUUUUGUGCCCUCUUAUAAUCUGCUCCUUUAAGCAGUAUAUCCACAGAAUUGAACUGAGGUCUUUCAAUGCCAACACAAUUCAAGCCCAAUAACACCAUCAGGAUCUGUUCAACAGGUUUAGUUGAAGACAUAGAGGAGUGUAGUGAGGGUGACCCCACCGCCCCCAGCAAUCUUGCCAGGAGAUGGAUUGUAGAUCAGAGGAUGCCCCAGUUUGAAAAUAUUACUUUACAUUUUCUUGUGGACCAAGAGAAGGCUUCUCUAACCUUCACAAUGAAGCCUUAUUUUCCUUUGUCUCCGAAUUUUCCAUCUUCACUCCAAUCGUGAAGGACCCUACUCAUAAUUUUCCCGAGCCGAUUCCCCCCUCCAGUCACCCUAAUCGAGACCAACAUUCCCUGUAAUUUUCUUUUCUCCCACUGCGCAGACCUCUGUGGUCUGUGACUGGCGGUGGCUUCUGCAAGUGGUUGGUGCUGAGUGGCCUGUGUGGAACCUCUCAGCAACAGUCUCGCAGCUUUGAGAGAAUGUGGCUCCCAAUUGACCUAUAAACAAAGCACCCAAACCAAUUGUCUAAUCCACCAACAGCCAGGACCAUUUUCCAUGCUAAUCUGUUGCCUACUGGAUUCCUGCUGCCAAAAUGCCACCCUUGCCCACUGGUCAGAUUAUGGAACUGACUCCGUUUAGUUUGGGCUCUGGGACAUUUUAUGGAAGUAAAAAGCCCUGACAAUUUGGGUAUGCUAUCCACUUUAGGACUCCCACAUACUCUACCUGCUAUCGCUUUGAAAUUUUACUCUAUAUCAACAAUUCCUCAGGAAGAAUAAUUAGAAGUUGAAUUUUUUUUUGUGUGCAGUUAUGCUGCCAAAAAAUCUGGGCAAUUUUGGAAUAAUAGUCAUGCACUAAACUCAUGCAGGCUGCAAAGGGUUAAAACUGUACUUCCUCAGGCAAAUCGUACAUUUGAAAAAUACAUUUUAUUAAAUGUUCCUUAUGAAUAUGCAGCAUUUUAUACCAAUUGUGCCAACAGAGUUAUUAACAAUUUUAUGCACAAAAUGCCAUUUAAAAGAGUGAAGAAUUGGUAAUCGUUCAUGAAUGAAUGUGUCUGUUUUUGAAUAAUAAUAGAAAUACAAUGAAUAGUGCAGGUAUAUUUUCUGAAGUGACAUGUUGUAAACAGAUAACAUGACAGGUUUACUUUGCCCUGGAGUAAUUUACUUUGGGCCAUUAAA
This is a messenger RNA of Hemiscyllium ocellatum (epaulette shark), 4657 nucleotides long. RefSeq names its product serine protease HTRA3-like. Lineage: Eukaryota; Metazoa; Chordata; Chondrichthyes; Orectolobiformes; Hemiscylliidae. Gene Ontology annotation, molecular function: protein binding; serine-type endopeptidase activity. Bases 283 to 1716 code for a protein of 477 amino acids. Gene Ontology annotation, biological process: proteolysis. The record is from RefSeq and is a predicted model, not a curated record. The transcript is spliced from 9 exons. Gene Ontology annotation, cellular component: extracellular region.